Molecule: messenger RNA, 1424 nt
Organism: Mytilinidion resinicola
Lineage: Eukaryota; Fungi; Ascomycota; Dothideomycetes; Mytilinidiales; Mytilinidiaceae
Product: S-adenosyl-L-methionine-dependent methyltransferase
Exons: 2
Coding region: 82-1146 (354 amino acids)
Biological process (GO): mitochondrial respiratory chain complex I assembly
Cellular component (GO): mitochondrion
Molecular function (GO): S-adenosylmethionine-dependent methyltransferase activity
Source: RefSeq, a predicted model, not a curated record
AGCGCCAAUUGACCAUGAACAGCGUCAAUCCCUGAGCGGUUCCCUACUGGCCUUCACCUCCUUCUCCUCCCUAUCUCCGCCAUGCUCUCCCCCGUCUUGCUGCCGGCUGCCUCGCUCCACACUCUUACCCGCACUCGUUCACAUCGCGUCAUAGCCCUCCGAUUCUCCAGAGGAUACGCUAUCCAGGCCCCGGGAGCUCCCACACUAGACAUCUUCAGCAGCCAGACGAAAUGGCUACAGAAAGAGCGCGCCGCUGCCGACGUACAGGCCAGCAGAGACGUAGACUACUUGCGGGAUGAGGUUGCGUCGAGACUAUGCGAGAGAUUGCUGGACGUCAAUCGCCAUUUUCCAAAGGUGCUGGACUUGGGUGCAAACGCGUGCAACAUCGCCCGCAUGCUUACUCGUCCGUCUCCAGACUCGCCCAGCUCCACGACCCGCGCUGAACGUCUAUCCACUCUCGUCGCCGCCGAAUCAUCCCAAGCGAUGUUAUACCGCGAUGCAGACCUGCCUUUCAAUCAAGCCAUGGAGAUUGUGCGCCAGGUUCUUCCUACCUCUGAGAUGUUGCCAUACGAGGCCAAUACGUUCGAUGCCGUCCUGAGCAGCUUGAGUCUGCACUGGAUCAACGAUUUGCCGUCCGUGCUGGCUCAAGUGAACAAUGUACUCAAGCCUGACAGCCCCUUUAUUGGAGUCAUGUUGGGAGGUGAUAGUCUCUUUGAGUUGCGUACCUCCCUGCAACUCGCUGAAUUGGAGCGUCGUGGCGGCGUCUCGAUGCACACUUCUCCCCUCGCCGACGUACGUGACGUCGGAGGACUUUUGCAGCGGGCUGGGUUCCAUUUGCUUACCGUGGAUGUGGAUGACAUUGUCGUUGACUUUCCAAACAGCUUUGCAUUGAUGCGAGAUCUUCAGGCCAUGGGUGAGUCAAAUGCUGUGCUAGGCCGCGAGAUGGGCGCCAUGCAGAGAGAUGCCAUGCUCGCUGCAGAAGGCAUAUAUAGAGAGUUACACGGCAACGAUGAUGGCAGCAUCCCUGCCACAUUUCGGUUGAUAUACAUGAUAGGAUGGAAAGAGGGCCCCAACCAGUCGAAGCCUCUGCCAAGGGGCAGCGGCAUGAUAAGCAUCAAGGACGUCCUAGAAGGGCAAACUAAGUGAGGAUUCCUGUGUGGAAAACGUACUACGCAAAAUGCAUUUCCAGCUGAACACAAGUAUCAAACAUGCACGUCACGCUAUUUCCACUGAAACGAAUGAGAGAAGACUAAGGGCCGUCCCAUUUGAGGGAUAGUGGCGUACAUCAGUCAUCACUACCAUGCCAUGCUGAAUACGCACCUUUUCUGUGUUGUCGGUCCGAAAGUCUAAUUACAGCUAUUUACAGCUAUUUACAGAUUCCAAUAUUUACCACGGUUCAACGACGUUCUGAAGGGAGGAGCAUU